AUGAACGGCCCAGAUCUAGCCAUCCCCAACCAGCAUUUAGGCACGCCGGGCACUCCACCCCGCAGGUCCCGCACAAGCUCCCCCGUAGUCCGAAACCGAAAGUUCCGCAGCCAAUCCGUCGACCAAAAAGCUUCCCGAGACUCAAGCCCCGCUCUUCGACGCGUGGCUGAUACGCGAAUAGGGCGACGGGACGUGAGUCCUGCUGGGAGUCGCGUGGCGAACGGGGUGAGAAUUCCGGGGAGCCCGACCCCGUUCAAGAAAUCGGGAAGGCUUACGAAGUAUAGUCAUACGUAUGUUGUGCAUACGACGAUACGGGCGUCGCCGUUGUCCAAAGAGAGUCCCGAACAGAACUUUCGCGGAUUUUACAACCUCGCCAUGCUCCUCCUCGCGGUGUCCAACAUCCGCCUUAUGGUGGAAAACUACAUGAAAUACGGACUCCUGCUCUCGCUGCCGUUCUCGUCCUUCCGAGCUGUCGAUUUCAAAUGGACUGUCAUCAGCCAUGCUGUGCAGCUGAUGACCAUUCUCGUCGCAUACACGCUGCAAAUCCUGGCCCACUCCGAGAUGCGCAAGGGAGCAACUUCGAGCUAUAUCACUAUGUGCAAUGUGAUCAACAUCGCGGCCGCGAUCGGGAUCCCUACAUUUCUUUCAUGGUCCUACAUCUGGCAUCCAGCCUUAUCAGCCCUAAACCUAAUCGGCGCAACAAUCCUCACCCUAAAACUAAUAUCCUACGUCCUAGUCAACAGCGACCUCCGAUCCGAGAGUUUCUAUAAAGUUGCGCCCGCCCGCCGCCACGAGCCGACAUCCCAGGACGCGUCGCUGGCGGCGGAGGAAGAGAAACGGUUUGAUGUCGAUCAGACGCCAUACCCGACGAAUCUGACGUUGGGGAAUCUGCUGUAUUUUGUUUUUUGUCCUACACUGUGCUACCAAACAGCCUACCCCCUAACCCCCGCAUUCCGCCCCACCUUCUUCGCCAAACGCCUCCUCGAAUUCAUCACGGGCCUAGCAGCACUCUACCUCCUCGGCGGGCAAUACGCCGCGCCCACCCUGCAAAACAGUCUAAAAGCCCUGGACGACCUCGACCUGAUCCACCUCUUUGAACGCGUCCUGAAACUGAGCAUCGUCAGCGUUGUCAUGUGGCUGUUGAUGUUCUAUGUGGUGUUCCAGUGCGGGUUGAACAUGGUGGCGGAGGUGUGUCGGUUUGGGGAUCGGAGGUUUUAUCUUGCUUGGUGGAACGCAAAAGACAUAGCAGAAUACUGGCGGCUCUGGAACACCCCGGUACACUACUGGGGCAAACGACACGUGUACCUCCCCCUCAUCGUCAAGUACAAACUGUCGCCCGUGGUCGCGUCCAUUGCCGUGUUUGUUAUUUCUGCGGCGUUGCAUGAACUGUUGGUGGGUGUGCCGACUAGGGCGUUGAAUGGGUGGGCUUUUGGGGCAAUGAUGCUCCAACUCCCCCUAAUCCUGCAAACAAAAGCCCUCGAACCGCUCCGGAAAAAGAACGAGGUGUUGUUUGACACGGUGGGGAACUACAUGUUUUGGAUCUCGUUUACGAUCAUUGGCCAGCCGACGUGUAUCCUGAUCUACUAUAGUCAUUGGUAUAAACGCAACUACCUCUCCAACGCAUCGGGGGUGGUUGACCAGCCACAACCGCAGUAG
Messenger RNA from Fimicolochytrium jonesii, 1656 nucleotides. RefSeq names its product MBOAT, membrane-bound O-acyltransferase family-domain-containing protein. Gene Ontology annotation, molecular function: diacylglycerol O-acyltransferase activity. Gene Ontology annotation, biological process: triglyceride biosynthetic process. The coding region runs from base 1 to 1656 and encodes 551 amino acids. NCBI's taxonomy places the organism in Eukaryota, Fungi, Chytridiomycota, Chytridiomycetes, Spizellomycetales, Powellomycetaceae. The record is from RefSeq and is a predicted model, not a curated record. The transcript is spliced from 8 exons. Gene Ontology annotation, cellular component: endoplasmic reticulum membrane.